UAAAUCUCCCGCUGUUGUGGCACAGUGGCGGCAACACGAGUGUGGUGUACACACGCCUGUGUACUCUCCUGCUGCUGCCGUGUACACGCUCCUGUGUACGCUCUCCUCCUGCCGUGUACACGCUCCUGUGUGCGCUCUCCUCCUGCCGUGUACACGCUCCUGUGUGUACACCACUCCUGCUGCUGUUGUUGCGGUGUACAUACUACUCCUACGGUCUACACGCUCCUGUGUACACUCCUGUUGCUGUGGUGUACACGCUCCUGCUGCUUCUGUGUACACUUGGGAUACCUGGCUACACCAUGUUCUCCAAGGCUAAACUGAAGCGCUUCAACGAGGAAAUAGGUUGUGCUCCACCACCAACAGCGUACAAUCCGAAGUUGAAGGAUUCCGUCCCUUCUGCAUCCCUGGACAAGUCUCAAAGAUGGAAGAAUAACAAAGAGGAAACGCCUGGACCUGGAGCAUAUGCAACAGAAGGGGUUUCACCAAUUAAGAGAAGCUCCACAUCUUCAUCUCGCUUAAAUGCUUCUAACCUUUCAACUUGUUCUAAUUCAUCAAAUGCUUCGGGCAGCAACAAAGUGUUUCUCAGUCCACCACGUCCAAGAGCACAGUCUCAUUCAUCGUUACGUGGCAAUCAUGGCCAGAUUAAAAGUGAUAGAGUGGCACAACUCCAAGAGCAGAUUGAAGAACUUGUUGAAGAAAGAAAGGCAAUGAGGAAAUUGAUAGCAGAGCUAGAAACACAAUUGAACACUUUAAAGUCCAAGAUAGACAGACAAGAAACAAGAGAUGCCGCAAUUAUGGUGAAUGACGACGACUUAUUCCAACUGGACCAGAAAGGGGAGGAGUGCCAAGCUGAGAUGGAGAGGUCAGCUGUGAGAAACAAGAGGCCUAACACAGUCUCCACUAGCAACAGUACCCAGACUAAUGAUUGGGAAAAACCCUAUGAAUUAUCAGAGAGCAAGUUUGAGGAUGAUUUUAUGUUGUUAAAAGAACAACUUGAAACGACAACAACUGCCUUGGUAGAAACACAGCAGCUCGUGUCAUCACUCAAUGAUGAACGUUCAGGGUUGCAACUUAAGCUGAAGUACCUUGAGGAAAGCGCUGAACAGAAAUCUCUAUCGGAAGAUGAGCUGCACGGCCUGAGAGAGCACAUUGAUCACCUGACACUGCUGCGUGAUAACCUAGAAACCUCGGUGCUUAUCAAGGAUGAUUUGAUAGCCGAACUCCAAGUGCAGCUUGAUGAAAUGGUGAUAGAAGGACGGGGCUACCAACAGCACAUGGAGAUGUAUAAAUGCAGGAUGGAACAACUCCAAGAGGAGAUUGAGAGCAGUUUUAGAGAGCGCAGCGAGGCUGAAGGUAAAGUAAGAGGCUUAGUAGCCCAGUACGAAGCUCUGAUGAAGGACCAGGUCGAGGAGAGAGACAGACAUCUGGAAAUACUGGCCAGGAAGGAUAUUGAAAUUGAGCUGCUCAGUGGUAGUUUAAAUGAGCUUAAUAUAAAAAUCACAGAAUACGAGAAGACGCUCUCGACUCUUCAGGAUGAAGCAAGUCAACAUCGUAAUAAGAUCUCCCUUCUCGAGUCGACUGUGUGUGAUUUCAAUACAAGUGCCAAAGAGAAGGAAGUUAUGGAGUCAAUGUUGGAGGAAGAACUGAAUCGUCGAACUGAAGAGGUUUGUAAGCUAGAAGAAAGCAUACAAGAAAUUCAGAUUUUGCUUCAUGGCGUUGAGGAAGAGAGGGGCAGCUUGUCUACUUGCCUGCAAACUGAAAAGAAAAGAAGUGAAGAGUUAAGUGAAAGAGUCCACCAACUGGAGAUGCAGAUGAAGGAGAAGGAAGUAGUACAACAGUUCCUAGAGAAGGAGAUCACCUCACGUGAGGCAGAGGUAUCGGAGUCAUCGGCGAAAGUUAAAGAGCUGGAGUGUGAUCUGGAAACUGCUCGUCAGGUUGCUUUGGACUUGCAGCAAGAAGCGGAAGUCCAGCUCAACAAAGUUCUCACGCUCAAAGCAUCAAUUAGUGCAAAGGAUUUUGAUAUUGAUGCCAAAGGAGAGCUAAUUGCUACGCUUCAGGAAGAGAUUAGUCACAAGGUUAAUGAAACUACCAUGUUGCAUGAAAAAUUCGAGUUCCAAUCCUCUGCAACAUCCAAGAUGGAAGAAUUACUGAAUGACAAGGAAGAACAGAUAGCGACAUUGAACAAAGAGCUUUCUUCAUUGAAGACUAAUUUGUCUUCCUGUGAGAAAGAUUUGGCAAGUUUAAAUAAUAAAACUUCACACUUAGAGGAGAGUAAUCAUCACUUGGAGGAGAAGGUGGUGGAACUCAUGGCCGAGAUUAGUGACAGAGAAGCUGAACACAUUAUCAAGGUAAAUCGCAUUGAAAGUGAACUGGAUGAUUUGGGUGUGAAAUAUUCCGAAGCUCUUCUAGAUCACGAGGCUACACGCAGAGUUCUCACUCAGACCUCGGAGCAGCUCGAGAAGGAGAACCUACUCCGCAUGGCAUCAGAGGCAGACAUCCAAAGCUUGAAGGAAGAAGUUGCCAAGUAUACAGAAGAGAACAAGAUAAUGGAGUCUAACCUAAAGGAUUUGGUUCAGAAAUAUACUAACCUGGAAGAUGCUUUAGCUUGUGAGGAGGCAGAGAAUCGUGACCUUGAAGACCGACUGGAAAGAGAGGUGCGACUGGCACAGGAAGCGGCAGCAACCGCACAGAAGGAUCUGACUAGUUUGCAAACAUCAAAUUCCGGCUUUUGCAUUCAGAUAACACAGCUCAAGAUUGAUAUGCGGAAAAAGUCACAAGCGGUUGAAGAGAUGCAGCAGUGUAUAGAGGCAUUGCGCGAGGAGAAGUUGCACCUGACAACUCUGCGAGACAAUUUAGAAAAGACCGUGGAAUCUAAAGAGGAUGCCAUUAAUAAGCUACAUCUUGAAGCAUCUACACUGGAGCGGGAGAUGGAGGAAGAGCGUGUGACCCUCAGGUCAAGAAUUGGCGAUCUUGAAAAUCAUCUUAAGGAAUCGGAAGAUAAAGUUGCCAAUGAUGAAAGAGUUGUAAAUGACCUGAAGAGAGAGAUCUCAUUCUUGAAGGAGGAGAACCUGAAGGUGUGCCAAUCAUUUGAUAAACAACUGGAGGACAAAACCCAUUUGUUGACUCAGUUGGAAGAUAUGGAGAGGAAGUACGAAGGUUAUGAGGAUCAGCUAAACAACUUGCAGACUUCAUUGUUAAACAAAACAGCAGAGGCAGAAGACUUGCAUAAAAAAUACAAAGCUUCCAGUCAGGCUCUGGGACUACUUAAGGAAGAGAUGGGCACAGCAGAAGUCAGCAUUAUUAACCUGAAAACGGAAAAGCAAUCUCUUAAUAAUACAUUGGUAACACAAGAUACAAAGAUGAAGUGUCUCUACAAGAGUCUAGAGGAAAAGAAAGCAGCACUGGUGGACUGUGAGAAGCGCUUGUGUGAGUGUGAAGAAAGUGAGAAGCAGCUGAUGAAAGAGAAAGACGAAGCUGCUGUUAACAUUUCCAACCUUCAGGAUGCCCUUAAUGCUACAAAGAGUCAACUGUCCAGAUUGGAGAUUACGUUCAGUGAGGAAAAGACAGCAGAGGUGUCUCGUGUCACUUGCACGUUGGAAGCAGAUAUUCAAGACCUGAGAAAUGCCAAUGCAGCAUUACAAGAGGAGCUCUAUUCCUGGAAAAACAAAUUCCAACACCUGGAAGAGAUGAUUGAGCCUUUCAGAGAACAGCUAGAUGCUUAUGAAAUUGAGAAAGCCAACCUCCUAGAGCGUAGUUCAGCAGCCAAGGAGGAGGUUGACAAACUGAGCAAGCAGUACGCAACUCUUCUAGGUCAUCAGAAUCAUAAACAAAAGAUCCAGCAUGUCCUCAAGCUCAAGACUGAAAAUGUCCAGCUUAAAGAAGAGGUGCAUAAACUUCGUCAGGAAACUGAGAGACAUCGGAAAAAUGCGAGACGGCUGGAGGACAAAAUGGCUCGACUGGCCGGAUCAAAUAGUCGCCUUAAUGAAACGUCAAAAUUGCUAAGUGACAAGGAAAAUUCUUUUAACGUUACUGGGGCAACGGCUCCUCCUCCUCCUCCACUGUCUUCAACACCUCUUAAAUCCAUCAAUAAACCACAGAGGUUUUAAUGGAGAGUUAGUAUUUAGUCAGUAUAUACUGUAUAUAUAUAAUAGGCCAUUUUAUUGCAGUUUAUGGAACUUUACUGAAAUGAUUGUUGCUGCCAAAUGUAUUACUAAAGUAGGUUUUGAGUUGUAAUAUGUAGGCAGGCUGAGAAGGGUGCCUGAUGGCAUAUCAUGUCUUGCCUGCCUACACGUGCCGAGGAAUGUGCCCGACGGCAUAUCAUGCCUUGCCUGCCGUCACAUACCGAGGAGUGUGCUCGAUGGUAUAUCAUGUCUUUUCUGCCUACACGUGCCGAGUUGUUGUUUCCAGCCUUGAUUUGGCAACCAUUUUCAAAUGUACUGUACUUUUUAGUUUUAACUGUGUUUUAAAAGUUUAUACAUACAUUAUUUUAACUUGAAAGAUUUCAAACUAAGAUCUGUAAUAAAUGUUAUUGAAAUUCAUUUGUUUAUCAUCAUUGGAAAGCAAAAUUGUGUUUAUCAAAUUUUUUUGGAUAAAAUUUGAUAAUCAUUCUAAAUCAUUAAAAAAUGUAUCCAGUUUUGAAACAUCUGAACUAUUGAAUCCUGUAUUAAGAGAAAAAUUGGAAUUUAGAAAAAACAUUUGCUAAUUUGGUAUUGCAUUUUAUGCUGUGCAUUGUGAGAAAAUUUAAUAACAAUCAAAUAAAAAUAACAAAGCU
Molecule: messenger RNA, 4771 nt
Organism: Procambarus clarkii (red swamp crayfish)
Lineage: Eukaryota; Metazoa; Arthropoda; Malacostraca; Decapoda; Cambaridae
Product: hyaluronan mediated motility receptor
Molecular function (GO): hyaluronic acid binding
Source: RefSeq, a predicted model, not a curated record